ACGUCACCAAACUACUCUGACACGUGCCGGAGCAUACCAUCUCAAAAGGAAAAUAAAUAGUCCUCAUUUAUAUAUUUAUUAAAUAAUCAAAUAACUUUCUUUAUUACUGUUUUGAUAUUUCACAACUCAUAAUUCGGUUUACGUCAUUAUAUUGACAAUAUCUAAAUUGACUCAAAUGUAACUCACCUCUGCAAAGUCUAGUUUGGGAAAUUACGCUAUGUUUAACCCGGAAGAGAGACGAAUGCAGUUCGAUUGAAGAGACGUUAUCAUUCUUUAACAGAAGGCCAGAUGAACAACCUGAAUGACCCCCAGGAAUGGAACAUCAGGCCAGAGCAGAGGGGGGGUGGUGGUGGCAGCGAUGGGAACAAGUGGAACUAUGCCCUACUGGUGCCCAUGAUCGGUCUCGCUGCCUUUCGGUGGAUAUGGUCCAGAGAGUCACAGAGGGAAGUGUUGGAGGUGAAAGAAAAGUUUGACAAGAGCAUGCAGGCCAUCCGUGAUGACAUGGAGGUGAAGUACAAGGACACGCUGAGAGAGAACCGACGGGAGACGGUCCACCUGGAGCUGGAACUGGAGAAGGAGAAGAACCGCGUGCAGGGCUACCGCCAGGCCAUAGCCUCCCAGGGCCAGCAGCUGAUGGAGGAACGCAGGAGGCUUAGCCAGGAGCGGGAGGCCCUGACUGGCGAGAAGAGCCGACUGCUGCAGGCUAGCGGAGCUGGGGCCCUCCUCCACACGGCUUUGGAGAGGGAGAGCGAGUGGCACCGGGGAGCCAUAGCUGCUCUGAGGGAUGUGGAGGAGGGUCUGGCGGAAAGGCAGGGGGCCUUCUGCAGCAUCCUGGUGCCCUGGGAGAAGAGGCUGGAAAUGGAGAAGGACUUGCUGGUCAGAGCUGUCAGAGAACGGGCUCUCGCCCAGCUGGAUAUGGAGGCCGGCCUCAAGGACAUCUUUAAAAAUGACCGCAACUGUGCACAGUACCUGAACACUGACAAGCGCAAGAACGGUAGUCUGAUGUGGAUCUACCUCAGAUACUGGCAGCUGCAGGUCACACUACAGAAACACAGGAGAGCAGAGGCCACGUUGAUGGGAACACAGUCUAGCAAUCUAUGAUGUCGCUGGGAUUAUGAGCCAAAGUGAUAUUUAUUAAGGAUGUGUAAAAUGUCCUAUGAGGAAGGACAAGCAUUUAAAAUGAGUACAGAAAAUUAUUGUUGAUAAUCUAAAAAUGUGUAUCUGAAAGAGAAAGUAAAAAUAAAAACUGUAAACAAUA
Messenger RNA from Oncorhynchus kisutch (coho salmon), 1258 nucleotides. It is a transcript of the gene ccdc127b, whose product is annotated as coiled-coil domain containing 127b. The transcript is spliced from 3 exons. The record is from RefSeq and is a predicted model, not a curated record. Bases 289 to 1101 code for a protein of 270 amino acids. Lineage: Eukaryota; Metazoa; Chordata; Actinopteri; Salmoniformes; Salmonidae.